AUGCCGGGAGAGCCGAUAUCAGGGGGCGCCGGGAGGCGCCUUCCGCUCGCGCGACCUCUCACCCGGCGGCGCUCGGCGGCACAACACGGAAGUGCCAUGGCGGCCGCGGCGGAGGGGGCAGCGGGAAGCGGCGGCCGCUCCCCGUCCUCCGCCCGGCGGCGGUUGCGCAUCAUCUCCGGGCACCUGCGGGGAUCGCCGCGGACUCCGGAACGGGACACUCUCUCCCCGAACCCCUGCAAAGUGCAGGGGGGCUCCGCCGGACCGCCCUCCGGCUCCAUCCCGAAGAAGCGGCAAGAACUUUUGAAAUGGAAUGGAUGGGGAUAUAAUGACUCCAAAUUCAUUUUCAAUAAGAAAGGUCAAGCAGAAUUUACAGGAAAAAGGUACAGAUUAGGUGGUAUGAUAUUACCCACUUUUAAGGAAUGGAUAGAAAAAACCUUUGGAGCAAGUCUGGAGCACAAAACUACCUCUAGAGCAUCCUUAAAUAUUAAUGAUGUACCUCCAUCUGUUGUAAAUGAAGAAUUUAUUCAGGAUCUUAGAGCCACUAAAAUCUCAUAUUCCCAGGAUGCAGAAGAUAGAGUAUUCAGAGCUCAUGGUCACUGCCUACAUGAGAUAUUUGUACUCAGGGAAGGAAUGUUUAAGCGAAUUCCUGAUAUAGUUGUAUGGCCUGUUUGCCAUGAAGAUGUAGUUAAAAUUGUGGAAUUAGCCUGCAAACACAAUCUCUGCAUAAUACCAUUUGGUGGAGGAACAAGUGUCUCUAGUGCUCUUGAAUGUCCUGAAGAAGAAAAAAGAACAAUUAUCUCACUGGAUACAUCACAAAUGAAUCGGAUUCUCUGGAUAGAUGAGAAAAACCUAACAGCUUGUGUAGAAGCUGGCAUUGUUGGACAAGAUCUGGAAAAACAGCUUGCUGAAAGUGGCUUCUGUACAGGCCAUGAACCGGAUUCCAUGGAAUUUAGUUCACUUGGAGGAUGGGUAGCAACACGAGCAUCAGGCAUGAAAAAAAACAUCUAUGGAAACAUUGAAGAUCUGGUGAUUCAUAUAAAAAUGGUAACUCCUAGAGGAAUAGUAGAAAAAAACUGUCAAGUACCUCGCAUGUCAACAGGACCUGAUAUCCAUCACUUCAUUAUGGGAUCUGAAGGAACUCUUGGAGUGGUUACUGAAGUUACAAUAAAGAUACGCCCAGUCCCUGAAUACCAGAAGUAUGGCUCUGUGGUCUUUCCCAACUUUGAACGAGGGGUGGCCUGCUUAAGGGAAGUGGCAAAGCAGAGAUGUGCUCCUGCAUCAAUACGUCUUGUUGACAAUGCACAGUUUCAGUUUGGUCAUGCUCUUAAACCACAAGUUGCUUCCAUUUUUACAUCAUUUUUGGAUGGACUGAAAAAAUUCUACAUCACAAAGUUUAAAGGAUUUGAUCCCAACUUACUGUGUGUAGCUACCUUGCUCUUUGAGGGUGACAGGGAGAAGGUUCUUCAGCAUGAAAAGCAAGUCUAUGAUAUUGCCACCAAGUUUGGUGGCUUGGCAGCAGGAGAAGAUAAUGGACAGAGGGGAUAUAUGCUGACAUUUGUCAUUGCUUACCUUCGGGACCUUGGGCUGGAUUACUAUGUAAUAGGAGAAUCAUUUGAGACAUCUGUUCCUUGGGAUAGGGUUUUGGACCUCUGUAGGAAUGUAAAAGAAAGGAUAGUAAGAGAAUGCAAAGAAAAGGGUGUUCAGUUUGCUCCUCUUUCCACCUGCAGGGUGACACAGACUUAUGAUGCAGGUGCAUGUGUAUACUUCUACUUUGCCUUUAACUACAGAGGAAUUAGUGACCCUAUUCAUGUCUAUGAACAAAUUGAGAGGGCUGCUAGAGAAGAAAUACUUGCCAAUGGAGGAAGUCUGUCACAUCACCACGGAGUAGGGAAAUUGCGGAAGCACUGGAUGAAGGAGAGCAUCUCUGAUGUUGGCCUGGGAAUGCUGAGAUCUGUUAAAGAAUAUGUGGACCCUAAUAAUAUCUUUGGAAACAAAAAUCUUUUAUAAAACCCUGCACAACAUGAUGUACUAAAACUUCAAAAUUACUGUUGAAGUUCCUCCACUUUCAUUGUAUUGAUAUCCCAGUAAUCAAAUAUAACAUAGACUAAACUUUAAAACCCAGUAACUUUGAUUUUUGCCACCCUGUUCCCCCUGCCCCCAAUAAAGUGUAAGCAUCACUGUCAAGGUUUAUGGAUUUUUACUUACAAUGCUCUUAAACUUGUAACCCACUGUGCACAGAGUGGGUUACAAAAGUGUUACCAACCAGGAAAUGCAAAUUUGGGUUUCCAGGUUUGGGUAGGCAACACAGUUGACAGUAUUUUCAGUGCUGGAUACUGCUGGAUGAUUCUUAUUAAAAGCAUCCCCUGCAAGGACAACAAAGACUGACUGUGUUUUCCUACAGAAGCAGCUGCUCAACCCAGUCUCUUUCUAAAGGAAAGCUGCUGGGAGAUAGAUGAGAGAACACCAAGGAGUACUUCACUAUGCUCUGAAGGAUUUAGCAGGAAAUAGUAAAUACUUAAAGUACAAAUGCAGGCUUUGAUCAAAAUAGACAAUGUAAGUCUAGCUACUUCUUAAAAAUGCAGUAGUCUCCCAGUAUAGUACUACUGGAGAAUCUUACACAAUUGAGCUGUUCUGAGUUGUAUUUGCAUUGCUGGGAUCAUCUUAAUUUAAUCAUAGGUCAGUCAAUAAGUUUUGUACAAUGGACAUUUCUCACUGUAUGUUUAAAACAGGUUUGUAACAAAACUUUGCCUUCAUCUGUAUUUCAGUCCUACUGUGUAUGGGUUUUGCUCCUGUUUUGUUUGUUUUGCAGAUAUGCAAAAUAUCUUUUUCAGUAAAAAAAAAAAAGUUUUGGCUAUGAAAAAAUGAAACUGCCCAGCACUGUCUUUUGAAACAGUCUCAACAGUUUAAUAAAACACUUAAGUGGAUAACAUCAUCCUGAAAGUGAGAUUUCCCAUUUUAGUUUUGUACAGUUUCCUAUGGCCUUUAUGAAUCAUUCACUUCGCUAGUACCCACUAUUUUAAUUGUCCAUUUAACUUUAAGAAAAUGAAAUAUUUUCUUUAUCACUGUUGUAUGAGAGUAGGCAUUUUUACAUUGAAACUUGAAACUUAAUCAGUAAAACUAUUUGUCAAUAUUCAUGAUCCAUUUUUAAGCAGGUUCUUAAAGAAAUUAACCAAAUUUUUGAUAAUUAAUAUAUAUGAUUGCAUACAAUAGAAAAAACAGAGUAUCCUUUGAGGACACCGUCUCUCUAGCCAACCGUUUCACAGCUCUGUAGUCAGUUUGGACACCUUUUUUAUUGGUAAUGCCCUUAAUGAGGAGAAAGACAAAAUUGGGGUGGUUUUUUUUGGUUUUGCUUUGUUUUUAAACUAUUCUAGAAUACUGUCCAAUUGGCUCUGUUUUGGUAAUAUACUAGAAAGUAAAAAAUGCUUGAAAAAUACUGUAUAUCAGACAACUUUGAGCUUGUUGGAAGAGUAAUUUCAUUUCUAUACAAAUUAGCAAAAAAUAUGAACACUCAAAACCAACAUGCAUGCUGUCAAGGUACUUAAGGAAAACUUUAUGAUGUGUGGGUCAUAAAGCAGAAUAUUUAUGCAAUAUUUGUAGUGCAGCUAGAUUUAUUUUGGUUGGCCUUUGUUUCACAAUGUUUCAAUGUGAAGAAAAAAAAAAUCUAUAGUAUUUUUGGUUUGUCCCCUGAAGUUGAUACUUUAGCAGCAACCAAAGCAGUGGGUGCAAUCUGCUUUAGGAACAUGACUCAUGUACUCAGCGGUGUCUUGGCGAGGUGGCUCUGUACACCUCUCUAUGCAGGGGACUUCCUUGUCUCACAUGCUGGUGACUAUGGCCCCAACAGGCAGCUUGCUGAUGAAUCCUGUCUCUGAAAUUGAGAACUUUCUAGGAAUUUACAAAGGGUGACUCUGAAGGAUGUUUAUGUGCCUCAAGUAUAUGAAGAAUCGGUUUUUGAAGGAAAGUGCAUGAAGUCUUUUUGCAGAAUAACGCCAUGAACAGAACUAAAACAAGUAGUCCUAGCUCAGUAAUACUUGUCUCUUAUGAUUUUUUUUUUUACUUGAUAUACACAGCACUACAACAUCCUUUCCAAUUCUUAAUUUUGACUGCUUUUCAUAUCCUUUUUUUUUUUGGUAUUGAAAUUUCACAGGCAAAAACUUCUCUUUCCAAUCUUUAAAUAGCCAUUUAAAAUGCAGUAAAGAUUUUUUUACUGCAUGUCAGUUGUCCUAUGGGAAGGUAAAAUAACAGGCUGUUAAGAGUCCCAAAGCAAUGUCAUGGGAUAGCUCUGAGGAAAAGAUUAAUGUCAUGGAUAUUUUUUCCUAUGUCUACCCUAUUGUUGUCUUCCUAAAUAUUUUUCUAUAUUAUGAACUGGUCAGAACUUAGUGAAACUGCAGUUUAAAUGCAUGUAUUACUGACUGUCUUUAAUUUAACAUUUAAAUUCAUAAUAAAAACAAAAGUUCAGGAGACCUAGACGCACACAGAUCACAUUUAAAAGAAAUCUUCCCUUGUGAAAUACUACAGUCUUCCACCACUCCUCCUUCUGUAUUUUCUACUUCUUAAAACUUCACUUCCCACAGCUGCAGCCUGUUUAGUGGUGGGGUUUGAUCCGUGCAGAUCAGAAGUUUAUCUUUGCAUAACACAUUACUUUUUCAUUUGACUAUUUUGGACAUAUGUAAGUUACAAGGAGUUUUAAUUAAGCUUGUCAUGCCUUCCAGUCACACAGGUUCUGCUCUCUUUAAAGGUGGAAGGUACAGAGUGAGUAGGACUUGACUGUGAAUUGUGUGUUUACAUAAGACUUAUAAAAGUUUUGAGCAGAAAGAAGUAAAUCAAUUGGAAAUUGACCCAGUAUA
Messenger RNA from Calypte anna (Anna's hummingbird), 4844 nucleotides. It is a transcript of the gene AGPS, whose product is annotated as alkylglycerone phosphate synthase. The record is from RefSeq and is a predicted model, not a curated record. The transcript is spliced from 20 exons. Gene Ontology annotation, molecular function: alkylglycerone-phosphate synthase activity; FAD binding. NCBI's taxonomy places the organism in Eukaryota, Metazoa, Chordata, Aves, Apodiformes, Trochilidae. The coding region runs from base 1 to 2007 and encodes 668 amino acids. Gene Ontology annotation, biological process: lipid biosynthetic process.